AUGUCCACCUCUCCUUCAGACUCCAUCGAGAUCAAGGACUCGGACUCCGAGUCGGACCGCUCAAGUCCUGUUCAACCUACCCAACAACUGUCACCCAAGAUGACUCGCUCCAAGAGUCGUCGUCUUCAACCAUUCACUCCACUUAUAUCAUCACCAUCCCAACCCCGCAAGAAGAUCAAGAAGAUCAAGAAGGUAGAGGACUCGGACUCUGAGCCGGACCGCUCAAGCCCUGUCCAGUCGCUUCAACAUUCAUCACCAAUGACUACUCGCUCAAAAGGUUAUCGUCCUCCAUCGCAUACUGCACCCCAGCCACCACCAUCCAGGACUCGUCAGAAGAGCUGGAUGGUCAACUCGACCAAGAUGAACACUCGCUCUAGCCAUGGGAAUGCCAAGGUUACCAACACAGUCACCGAACCAGUCAACGAAACAGUCACGAGCUCAAUCACCAGCCCAGUCGUCAACGUCCCCACCGCAUCACCCAGUGAUGUCGAAGUCAGUGAAACCGUUGCAGAAGCCAGUCAGGUUCACUUGUCUCCUAAUGCCAACCACACCAAGGUUAGAGAAGCUUCGAUGCUGUCCAGCCAGAGUCUAGCUCGUUCUAUCAGUGCAGGGAUGUUCACUGAGAUCUUCCAGCAAGCCUCAUUCUGCAGAGAGGGUCUGAAGAAGCGUUUCCAGAUUUUUCUUCGCUACAUGGAUCCCAAGGCAUCUCACUGUGGUCAUCUGGUUGAACCACCGACUGCUGAAGUCAAGGUACCAGAAUUUGUGCAAAGGCUCUCAUUCGAACAUCUGGCUGCUUUUCUCGAUGCUUCAGUGUUACGCACGUAUUGGGAAAUUGUCACAGAUCUGCAGGACACCGAACUGGUCAUGUUCCAGACCCUGGGCCGUAUCGACAACCUUUUGAAGGGCAAUCCUUCCCUCGACAAGGCUAACGCCAACAUCAUCAUGGCUCACUUCGCCACUAUCGCUACGACCAGUGAUGCAUUCUGCACUCGCAUGUCUGCACGUAUCACGCUCACACCUGAGCAGAGAAUCUUCUUCGACGAGAACGAUAUCGAGACCGGUCAGCUUCUUUGUUUCCGCCUUGUCGUUACAGCCGAUCUACCUUCUGUGGAGGACAGACUUCGUCUUCUCUGGUCUGUAGCCCCUGUUUAUCCGGUGAGAAUGCGCUUCCUCGAGUGGAACCACGCUACGUCCAGAAGCAGCCGUGCUCUGAAGACUACGAUGGAAACUCUUGCUACCACCAUCAAAGACACCGAGACCGAGGCGCGUGGUACCAAGAGAAAGGCCGAUGAGGAGAUCGAGACUGAUCAGUAA
Messenger RNA from Aureobasidium namibiae CBS 147.97, 1314 nucleotides. RefSeq lists its product as uncharacterized. Bases 1 to 1314 code for a protein of 437 amino acids. NCBI's taxonomy places the organism in Eukaryota, Fungi, Ascomycota, Dothideomycetes, Dothideales, Saccotheciaceae. The record is from RefSeq and is a predicted model, not a curated record. The transcript is spliced from 2 exons.